AACAAGCUGGCUGGCGAGCUGCGCUGUUGCUUUCUUUCUUGGAUUGCGAGUCCUGCUUGGUGCAGGUCGUUGGAGUGCCGUCAUUCUACGCUUGGGCAGCGUCUUUGGCUUCGGCCCUGGCCCGGAGAUCAUGAAGUACAACGAGCGCGAGCUUCGGCUGUACGGCACUGCCAACGUCGGCAAUGUUGACCAGGAAGGCUAUCUCUGGAAGCGCGGCGAGCGGGCACGAGAUGGUUACCGGAAGCGAUGGUUUGUCCUCAAGGGCAAUUUCCUGUUUUACUUUCGAUCCCCAGACGCCGGGCUGGAGCCACUCGGUUGCAUUGUGUUGGAGCGUGUAUCUGUAGUGAAUGACAGACACGCAGACAACACGCAGCGGUAUUGCUUCCGGCUUGAGUUUGACAGCCCCGAGGCGCGCGUGUACUUCUUGUCCGCGUCAUCCUCUGAAAUGCGCAAAGUGUGGGUGGAGAAGCUGCGACAGGCAAGCUUUGAACACCUUCGAAACACACUCAUCACACUGCAGAAACGCCUCAUCGACCUCACAGGCAGAAAUCCGCUGUCAGAGUCGUUUUGCCAGUGUUUGACGCCAGACGUCGCAGCACCAGAGCCGACACGCCGGCUGUUCAACAUGACUGUGAGCGACAUGUCGACGUCAGCGGAUGCGGGCGAGGGCACGCGGGACACACGCGCAGCGACGAGCGCGAGCAUGGGAUAUGACGGCGAAGUCGACGUCUCAUUCGUCAUGAUCAUCGAGUGCUACGGGCUGCCGAUGCUGGCGCGUGCAAACAGCCGCAAGCGGAUGUUUCCGACCACGUUUGUGACUGUCCAGCGACGCGACGGCGACGAGUGGAUUCCGCUCGGGCGCACGGAGGUCAUUGAGGAGACGACCAUCCCCAAGUUCAAGGACCCCGUGUCGUUGAGCCCGCAGGAGCUGCAGACCACGUCGCAGCUGCGCCUACAGGUGUACAACCAGGUUCCCUUUGUGCCCGAGAACGGCAGCGCGGUUGCCUCGCUCGUGCAGGCGUUCAUGGGCCCCAUGACGUCGCCAAACCAGCCGACGGAGGAGGAGGAGGACGUGUUGGCGCGCGCCAUCACCAACGCAGGCGACAUUGACCCCGCCAUGAUCGUGGCCGCCAUCCGCGAAUCACACAAGAAGAAGGCAACUGCUGCAGCCAACACCACCACCACCACCACCACUGCAGCCAGCGCCGCUGACACGUCCACAUCCACGGCUGCGCCAAGUGCAGACACGGACGAUGCAGCAGCCACUUCGGCAGCAGAGACGCCACCAACAGCAGCACCGACGACUGCAGGAACAGACACGCCAGCAACGGGCGAGAACGGCGUGUCGACAGGUGGUGGUGAUGCCAGUCAUGGUAACGAUGACGACAAGCAGUCGACCACUGCGAGCACGGGCAGCAGCAGCAGUGCCCCGGCAGGGCGGUCCACAGCACGCAAGACGCUGAGUGGCCUCUUCAGCCGCCGCCGCAACAAGCAGUCAGCCACCAAGACAGCAGGCGCUAGCACCAGCAGUGGCAGCGCUGCCAACGCGGGCAGCGGUGACACGGGCUGCUCAUCAACAACAGCAACAGCAACAGCAACAGCAACAGCAACAGCGAGCACUUCGGCCACACCGUCGCUGUCGCCUGCGGCAGAGGAAGCGCUGGCACGCAUGGCCAUGGCGAGUGAUGAGUCGUCCGAAUCGAGUGGGGCGGAGAGCAGUGCACCUGCAGACCCAAUGCGAAACCCACAGCCACUUCGCCUCUCGCGCGAUCGCAGCGACACGCUGGACAAUGACGAUGAUGAUGAUGAUGACGACGUGAGCCUUGCGUCUAGUAUCGAGCUGUCGGACACAAACCCGUUCAAGGAAGACAUCUUCAACUCUGUGCCAAACUCAAUGGCCAUGGCAGAGCCCGGGGGCCCACCGCCGCAGCUGCUUGGGAGCUUGGAGCUGACGGUGGACGAUGUGCUGUCGUCGUGCGAGACGGGCCAGCCCAUCACCUCUGACGUGACGUUCACCACCGCUGAUGGCGACGUGGCCAGCGGUGCCAUCAAGAUCAACUGCAGACGCACCACCGUCAAGUUCCUGAAAACGCCGCGGAUGGAGGAUGCGCCCUUUGAAGAUGAUGAGGAGGAGGAAGAGGAGGACGAGACCUCGAGCAUUUCGUCUCUGAUUGUGCGCGAUCCCGUGGCUUUGAUCGACGAAGCGUAUGAGGACACAUACGCAACCACACACAACGUCACAGACGGGACUAUCAACGUGCAGGAGAUUAUGCGGGAGUCGCCGUAUUUCCGGGCCAUCCCGAUGCAGCUGAUCCAGCGGUACAUGGAGGAGGACAGGAAGCACCUCGAGGCCCUCGACCAGAUUGAGCUCGUCGGACCCCUCCAGACAGUGAAGCGAAAGCUGUAUGACCGGGUGUUUCAGCGGCGCCAGCGCUAUGUGCAGCACCAGUCUGAGGUGGACGGGUACACACGCACGUUCAAGCCGAGUCGGCUGAAGAAGCACCAGCACCUGGAGAUGAUUGCCACCAACCUGCACUCGCAGCUGCUGCGGGUUGAGGACCACACAGGCCAGGUGCACACGUACGAGACGCUGACGCUCGGCUGCCCCGCUGCACACAGCAUUGGCUUCAAGAGCGGUGGCCUCGGCGCACUCAAACGAGAGAUGAACCAGAUGCGACCGAAGCGAACAAUUGACGUUGCGCGAUACAAGGACAAGUUGACGGAACUUGCAGCCGGUUUUGCGCAGUGGAAGGCUGCUGUGUUGACUGCGCACGAGGACGGGGAGGCGCUGAAGCGGGCGCUGGACGGACUCGGCUGCAUGGUCGACGAGAUGCUCGCCCUCUUCAGGCACAAGGACAUCCUCAAGGCACACGCGCAGGCAUCACGCUUCAGACAAGCAAAGCCAAAGCUCGACAUUUGCAUCAGCGAGCCGAAGCAGUUUGUCAACGCCCUGGAGGAAUCAUGGGCAACGCUGCAAAGAGCUGCGAGCGGCGAUGAGGACACGCCUGUGCCCGAGGCGCUGCGUGCGCUCGUGCUCUGCUACGAGUCGUGUUAUUACGAGGUGCAGGAGUGUUUGUAUGUUGUGCAGAUUAAGCAGAACGAGCACACCGUCGACUUCCCAGAUCUCGUGCACAGACAAGACGUGAUCUUCAGCCAGGCACUGACGAUGCUGGUGACCGGGUUCGUGUCCAAGCUUGGUCAGCUCUAUCGCGACCCUGUGUUCACCAUGCAGCUCGCAGACGUCGGCUUUCUCUUCCACAUCACCUCUCUCCUCAGCACACAGGGCGACGAGGAAGACAUGCUCGAUGACACAUUUGAGGCGACCAAGGCUCUGGCCAACGUCAAGUUCACGCUGUCGCCCGUGAAAGGAAACAAGAUCGACCCGAUGGUGGAGGGAACGCGAAACAACAUCACCGUCAACAUUGGGGUGGCACCGCGGAUGCUGCGAGCGCUGCCUGAAGAGCUGCACCACGCCACCAUCGCCAUCCAUCCCGUCCUCUUCACACAGGGCGUCAACGAGAUGCAAACAGUGGCCAACAGUAUCGGCAACACUGACAUCCAGGACAAAAUCAACAAAUACAGCUUUGAAUCACUGGAACGGUACACGCAGUCGUAUCUCAAGUUCAUGCAACGGUCGUUCCCGUCCACGGCUGCCCCAACGCGCACGGCCAUCACCGAACAGCUCGAGCAGCUGCGGCAGGCAAUGCAAUCGAAGAAGCAGAAGAACAUUGAAAUCCUCUUUGAUUCCGAGAAGCUUGCGCGUCUCAUGCACGCUGGUCGCGCCACAAUGUGCAAGAGCGGCAAGGAUCGCUCGAGCAUGGCAGUGACGCUUGAGGCCGCGUUUCUCCUGCGCGACCGCCACGACCUGCCCGAAGACAAAAUCCCAAAGGUGUUGAGUCUGAUGCGCGCAAAGGGAACGAGAAAACAAAACGUCUUCAAGAACAUCAACGACUACAGAUAUGCGUUCAAUCGACUGCAAGUGAUGACGCUGCCCAAGUUACUUCGCCCGCCGGAGGGCACAUAUGGCGCAACGAUAGCGUGAUCACUGCCAUGUGUUGUGACAUGCUGUGUGUGAUGACGUGAUGGCGAACGACGAGCGAGAGCGUUGAACACUGCUGUACUGUGACUAUCAACGCUUUUUCGUGUGUGUGUGUGUGUGUGUGUGUGUGUGUGUGUGUGUGUGUGUGUGUGUGUGUGUGUCCCUUCCCCGCCUCAGGUUAGCUGCGCGCCCACCAAACAUACACAACUGUUCCUGUGGCACUGGCGUCUUUUUUUCGUGCGUCCGUAUGUUUCUGUAGCUGUUGGCUGUUAUUGAGGGCAGCGCGAGUCACGUGAAUGUGCGAUGACGCUUGGCGACCCUUUGCUUUUUGUUAUGUUUAGAGCUGCCUUGAUGCGUCCACUUGUUCACUGCCCAUGUCGCUUUGAAGGAUUUGAUGAAGUGUUGUGACUGAUGAAUAACAACGUGAAACGACCCAACA
This is a messenger RNA of Salpingoeca rosetta, 4478 nucleotides long. RefSeq lists its product as uncharacterized. The record is from RefSeq and is a predicted model, not a curated record. Gene Ontology annotation, molecular function: phosphatidylinositol-3,4-bisphosphate 4-phosphatase activity. Bases 131 to 4042 code for a protein of 1303 amino acids. The transcript is spliced from 29 exons. Gene Ontology annotation, cellular component: cytoplasm. Lineage: Eukaryota; Choanoflagellata; Craspedida; Salpingoecidae.